AUCAUUAUGCAACCUACAGACAAUUUUAGAUAUUCAUUUCUAUUUCAUAUUUACUUUGGAAUUUGUAACUUAGUUAAGAUUCAGUUUGUUUCAUUCCGUUGAGGCAUAUCGUAGAUUUCUAUAAGUUUUCAGUUAACCAAAUGAAAUUACGCCUAGACUUUGCUUGGUGUAUGUUUAGGGUAGUGGAUUGGACAGAACAAGGUAAUUAGGUAGAAUAGAGUAAAGUAAGUUAGGGUAGGAUGUGUUACCUAUGGAUAAAAGCGGAUUUAAUAGAAUAAGUUAAUUGUAUAGGAUAGAGUAUGAUCGGGUAAGUUACCAAUAAUAACAUUCUUACUCUAAUAGUAUAUUUAGGAUGACUUAGUAAAGAGCCGAGUAAUAGGAACGAAGAUUACAUCUCUAUUUUGUAGUUUAUAUUACUAAUUAAUGAUGGGGGUGGUGAUGAUGGUAGAGUGACAUCGAAGACAACUGGUAUAGCAAUAACCGAGAUUGCGAAAAUAGGGAUAUCCUUGGGCGAUAGUGAUGGUGAUGGUAGCAACAAUGAUAAUACCAGUGGUUGUAGCAGCAAUGAUGAGGAGGUGAGGUGCUAAUGGCAAAAACGAUAAUAAUGGUGGUAGCAAUUGCAGUAAAGGUAGUUGCAAUUACGAUAGAAGUGAUGGCUAUAGGGGUGGCAGCAGUGAUUGGUCAACAAGUGAUAGAGGGCGGCAGCAAUGGUGGCAACGUGUGCAGAAACCAUGUAGGUGUUUAUGACGGCAGGCUGACUAUAAUGGUGAUGGCAAUGAUGACAAUAUUAGUGGUGGCAAGGGUAGUGGUAAUGGGGAGAAUUGUGGUGAUGACGUCAAAAAUUGGUAGUGGUGGCAGCAAUAUGAUGGUCGUGAUGGCUGUAACACGAUGGCAAUGGCAAUAGGAUACUGGUGGUUGGCAAAGGCAAAAGCAAAGAAGUUGCGGUACCAGUAGGAUGGCAGUGGCAGCAAAUGGUGAUGGGAUGGUGGUUAUAGUACUCUUAAUAAGCAAUAGAUGUGGAAAGAAAAAAAAUUAUAAACAACUAUUUUGGUCUUUUCACACAUUACUCAUCUGGAUAUUACAUCUUCACCUCCUAUACAUGUGAAUAACACUGUUCAUCCUAGUCUGGUAAUGCAUAACUUGCUCAUAAAAAAGUUUACACCCGCACAUUAAGUAGAGUAGAUAGGAAGCUUACCCAUUCCUUGCCUUACCCGUCAGUAGAAGUGCAUCUAGUCUUAUCGAUUACUGACUGCUAAAAAAGUCAGGUCUAGUUCAAUAAAGAGGCCAAUUUUUUCUUUGUUUCAAGUUCCAUUCACUCUUUGUUUUAAAGAUUAUUCUCUGCUCUCCUUCUCUCAUGAACUAAAGGCUGUUUAUAAUCAAGUUAAAUUUUGGUUGGCUUUUGUAAAAAGCUAUAAAAAAAAAGGGAAAGCUGCACAUAUACUAAUCUCUUCUGUAUAUGGGGAACCGUGUCUUCAAAGAGGAAUGUGGGGACCACAAGUGAUGGCUAGGGAUUCACUCUCUUUGGUAGAUGAUCCAUAACUCCUGGCUGUCAUGCUGCAGUUUGCUAGAGCAUCAUGUCAAUUGUCGCUAUAGAUAUUGCUUUCCUUCUGACUUUCACAGUUCUGCUGUCUUUAUUAAAAAAGAAGAAUUUCGUUCAUUUUGUGCUGGAUCCUAUUUCGAUUAACAGUUCAGCAACUGAAGCAUCAUUUGCUGCUAGAUAUGGUUGUUUGGUCCUCAUUGAACGUUUUUUGCACCCUUCAGAUUGAAAGGUUGGAUGUUGGAGCUUUAGUAUCAAUAAGGGGGAUUGGACGUGUGAAGAUUCUGAAAUUUGUACAGGCAGAUCCUUACUUGGUAGGUGAAGUCAAACCAAUGCAAGAUACAGAUCUUAAUGGUGCAAGUGCCAUCAGCUUAAAAGUUACGGCACUAAAGGAAGCUAUUCACAGUUUGAAUUCCUUGGAAAUUAAAUUGAAAGCCCCAAAGGACGCAUUGUUGCAGACCAAUAUUUUGAAUUCUUUAAUAUGGGCUGAAAGUAAACAAUCCUUGGAAUGUGAUGAAGCAUUUCUUCCAUCUUUGGCUGAGCGUGUAUCUUUUGCAGCCCUUCAACCUGUUUCAGGUGCGACUCGAUCAGAACUGCUGAAGUUGCAAGAGGAAAAACUAAGAGCUAUGGAUCUAAAAGAUACGAGGCAAAGGUUAGAGCAUUCCCUAGAGUUGAUCAAAGAGAGUAUCUCCACGGUUGCAGCUAAGCUUGCUAUUCAAACGGUAGAGAUGUGAGCAAAGACAGCUCAAUUUUAGAAGAAUGUACAUAGAUAAACACCCUUAUACUUGUAUUAAUUUGUAUAUUUGCUUCUAAAUUUGUUACUCUACACCGGGCAAUAUGAUUUCAAAGCAACUUGACAAACACAAAAGAAACUUAAUUACAAAAAAUUAUAUUAUUAUUAGGACCUAAGCAGUUAGACUAAUAGUUUACUUCUGGCUCCUUACCUGAGAGCCUCAGCUUGGGCAUUUUGUAUAUUUUUCGGUUUAAACUGAAAACUUAAACUCAAGGUUUGGUUAGAUCCGGAUUGGACCUAACCAAACAAUAUUCGGUCAUUAGGAGUCCAUCGGUUUGAACUGAAAUUAGAAUGGUUCGGUCUUUGGUGCGCAUCUCAUCCCUAAUCCGGUCAUCAGUUAACUUCCCUUCGAUUUGAUCUGAUCCGAUCUGUUUCCGGACCAUUGGUUUUAACCCUAAUUUUAUUGACCGGGCUUGUGGGCUCAUAAGAGGCAGAUGAGUAAUAUUACAGCCAAUUAACCGAAAGCAAUUUGAGGUGAGAGGAGAUUUGUUUGGUUGUGGUUUGUGAAUGUGGGAAGCGGAAACAGAUAUUUUUGCCAUCCAAUGGAGCUCUCUGUCUGUACUUGUAUGGUUGGACAAGUCUUAUCAGAUAUUUUACCACAUACCUUUCGAUCUGCUACUUUCUUCAUUGUUUGGUGUUAGGAGUAAAGAAGGAGAAGGUAAUGGGACCGGCAUCAACCCCUUUCUACUCCGUGUUCUCCUCAACAAUCCCCGCCACCGCAACCAGAAGAAGUUCCGUCCUACUCCGUCGACGCCGCCGUCUGCUUCCUUCUCUCUCAACUUCAUUUGCUUUCUCUUCUCUCUCU
Carica papaya (papaya) is the source of this 3135-nucleotide messenger RNA. The record is from RefSeq and is a predicted model, not a curated record. Lineage: Eukaryota; Viridiplantae; Streptophyta; Magnoliopsida; Brassicales; Caricaceae.